Molecule: messenger RNA, 831 nt
Organism: Cryptomeria japonica (Japanese cedar)
Lineage: Eukaryota; Viridiplantae; Streptophyta; Pinopsida; Cupressales; Cupressaceae
Product: protein NRT1/ PTR FAMILY 4.6
Exons: 4
Coding region: 1-831 (276 amino acids)
Biological process (GO): transmembrane transport
Cellular component (GO): membrane
Molecular function (GO): transmembrane transporter activity
Source: RefSeq, a predicted model, not a curated record
AUGGAGUUAGAGAAGGGCGAGCCCGAUACAUUGCAAGGGUUUGUCAAUUGGAAGGGAGAAGCUGCUCGCAAGGACAAACAUGGCGGAUUCCGGGCUGCAAUGUUUACUUUUGUUAUGAUGGGUUUCCAGAACAUGGCGUUUGUUUCUCUUGCAUGCAAUCUCACCUCAUAUCUCAUGAUGAGUAUGUGUUUUGACAUUUCGAAAUCUGCCACAACAGUAACAAAUUUCAUGGGAACGGCCAACCUGCUUUGUUUAGUUGGUGCUUUUAUUUCUGAUACGUACUUCACCAGAUUACGCACAUUAAUCAUCUCGGCAGUCAUAGCCUCCAUGGGAUAUAUAAUAUUGGCCAUACAAGCCUAUUUCCCUUCUCUCAGUCCGGCAUGCCGCUUAAAAGAGAAACUGGAUGGCCGAGAGGCAACGUUACUGUUUGUGGGCUUAUAUCUGAUUGCAAUUGGCACAGGUGGUUUGUUACCUGCGGGUUCAACCCUGGGAGCAGACCAGUUCGAUGAAAAUGAUCCAACCGAGAGGAAGCAAAAGUCUAGUUAUUUUAACUGGUUAUUGUUCAGCAUUGUAUUAGGAGGGAGUGUGGGAGUCACAUUUUUAGUUUGGAUUGAAAUAUCUAGAGACGAUUAUUUCUCAGGAUAUUUGAUCUCUGCAGCAGGCAUCUUGUUUGGUAUGAUGUGCAUUAUUAUGGGUAUGAAAACCUACCGCUACAAGGUGCUUGGGGACAGUCCCCUCCUCCGUAUUGCACAGGGUGUACAACAUGAAGUAAUCCUUCAGAACCAUAUUCUACAGAAGAAACAAGUGCACUAUUUUUCUGGGCUUUCAUAA